Messenger RNA from Mercenaria mercenaria, 4572 nucleotides. RefSeq names its product PI-PLC X domain-containing protein 3-like. NCBI's taxonomy places the organism in Eukaryota, Metazoa, Mollusca, Bivalvia, Venerida, Veneridae. Gene Ontology annotation, molecular function: phosphoric diester hydrolase activity. The transcript has 2 exons. Gene Ontology annotation, biological process: lipid metabolic process. The record is from RefSeq and is a predicted model, not a curated record. The coding region runs from base 2011 to 2976 and encodes 321 amino acids.
AUAAGUGACAUGCAUCAAUAAGUAUUUACCCUUACCAAAAUAAUGUAGAUUGAUGUUAUCAAAUAAAUUAGUAUGCUUUUCUUCAUCAACUUUUCAAUGAAAUAAAACAAUUUUUGUAGCAUGUAAUUUGGUAAACAUUUGAAGAAAAUGGCGUAACUGCAUCAAGGGGAAACAACUUUAAUGCAACUAAAUAUAAGUGUUAUGAUUUAUUAUAGACGAUGUGUGCGUAGUAUGUAUUUAUUUUGAUUAAAAUCCAUCUGAGAACAAUCUAGGACUGAAAUUAUAUAAGCAUUUAUACACUUUUACGUCCGUAAAAAGAAGCACACCAAAAAAUUUUGGAUUGAUUUUUUCCUCUGGGGCGAGCGCAAUUAGCCAAAAACGUUCUGAAAAUAUACGAGCGGCAAAUCCGAUGAACAACUUUUUAAUUUGGUGAGGCCUUAAUGAGUUAACAUAAUGAGCAUUUAAGCCUUUAUAAAACAUGAUAGAAUGGUGUUUUGCUUAAGAGUAUUCAAAUAACAGUGAGAGCUAUUCAUUCUUCUCAUUCGGGCGCUGUUGAGGCAUUAUCUUGGUAAUUAUUUCAUGUAUUACAAAAUGUAAUGCAACGAAGUUCAAAUAAGGCUUUUCAAUUAUCCAAGUUAGAAAGCUCCAGGAUUAAUUCAAAAUGAAAAAGAAUAUAUUUUUACACUGCAUGCAAGGUGCAGCUCAGAAAUCACUAAGAUGUAAGCUUCACAAAUGAACAUUGCAAAUAGUUUGGCAAAUUUUCAUUGUUCAGAAUGCCGGUAAUCUGAACUAUUCUAUGCUGUUAAGAUAAAAGUUACUCGGAAAUCCAGUUCUUGCUUCCAAAAAAAAAAAAAUGUACAAAUCCUUCCUGCAUCAAGUGUACUUCAGACUUUUUAAAGUAUAAACACCAAAAGAAAAUGAACAAGUCCCUCCCGCGUAUAUGAAGUUUACUUCAGACUUUAACUUAUAAAAAAAAACUAAGUAUAAAUGCCAAAAGAAAUUGUACAAGUCUUUCCCGCGUAUAUGAAGUGUACUGCACAAAUUUCAAAGUAUCUGCGGUGUACAUGCAGUGUACUAUUUUCUUGUACAAGUCCCUCCUGCAUACAUGCAGUGUACUCCUUAAAUUUUCAGAGUCUGUGCUGCGUACUUGAAGUGUACUAGUGACCUCCUGCGUACAUGCUGUGUACUCGUUGAAAUAGUACGCGGCAUGUACGCGGCAUGCGGUGUAUGUAAAAUGUUCUCCUCUGGCGUACUACUGUGUUCGCGGCAUAUACACUGCAAAUACGCAGCAUGUACGCCACAGAGGCUUGCCUCUGUAAGGGAUAUGUUGUCUCCCUUCACAAAAUCACUUGUUCAGUGAAGUUCUGCACUAUUAAUGUAACACUUCAAUCUGUGUAGUUGGACGAGUUAAAAGUUUUCGUAGACUUUCGAAUAAAUAUGAUAUAAUUUUGUACACUGAAAAACCCCAUCAUAGCAAAAAGAUGACGCGAUCCCCUCCCCCACACACACAAAAAGAAAAAGAAAAACUGAACGGAAGGAAACAAAUGUAGGCUCUUGUCUCACUUAUUAACCACGAAAGGGUGAACAUUUUAGCACUUUGCGGUACUUUUAACGAAUGACUACGGGAAUCUAUUGCGGUUUACAUCCUGGUUGGACAAUAUUUCCAGUUUAAUUAAAUAAGUUCUAAGUAUUUCCGAAGGCGUACUUGAAGCUUUCGUCCGUGGUUUAACCUACUUUUCGCAAUUGUGUAGUGGCUUUUCUUAACAAAACAUCUGAAAUAGUACUUCUUUCUAGGAUUUAAAUAAGAUGUGCAAAAAUGCUGCUUUCAGAUAUGAUUUUCAGCUAUCCUAUCAAAAUCUGACUUAGGGUAUAUGUGUCUCCACUGACAUGAUUGAUGUGCUGCAAAUAUCUUAUCAUGAUUCAUGGGGUCAUUCUAUAAAUGAACGUUAGAUAUGGUAGUGUAUCCAGUAUAAAAGUGGAAUAAUUAGGUACUAGUUGUUUAAAAUUAAAAUGGAAUCGAUCACGAAAUACAGUCGUUGGAUGUCACAUUUACCGCAGUGGGUAACAAAUGUACCGAUCAGCUGUUUAGCCAUACCAGGGUCUCACAAUUCCGGCACCAGUGACCUUGACCCUGCAUUGGGCACUGCCAUGGACCUAACGCCCAGUGAACAGAGGCUGGGAAACUCGUGUUGUGAUCAAAGAGUUAUACACAGAUGGACAAAGACACAGAAUUUGAGUAUUAGCGAGCAGCUGCAUGCAGGGGUACGAUACUUUGACUUUAGAGUGGCGGUACACCCGGACACAAUGGAGUUUAGAUUCGUGCAUGGAUUAUAUGGCGGUCUUGUGCCCCUGGCUUUACGGGAUAUAAACACAUUUCUUAAUCAAAAUCCAUACGAAGUAGUCGUUUUAGAUUUCAAUCAUUUCUACAACAUGAACCAGACUGCACACCACAUGCUUCUAGCGGAGGUACGAAAUAUUUUUGGCCAUAAAAGUGUACCUCCGCCCUUCUCUACCCCAAACUAUAAGAUGUGGGGUACAAGCCUCAGAGCCUUGUGGCAGACACCAUACAGGGUUAUAACUAUAUACCAGGAUGAUAAUAUUGUUCAGUAUCCAGGAAUAUGGGCUGCAAGUACAAUAAAAUCUCCUUGGGCAAACACGGGUGACCUUGCAGCUCUUAUCAGGUUCCUUGAAGCGAAUUACUCGAAUAAACUCAGGUACAAAAAUGACUGUCUAUACGCGUGGCAAGGUAUACUCACUCCGAGUCAUAAACACAUUGCCCUUAACCUCGGUUUGAGUCUAGAAGAAAACAUGGCUUCCAAAGCAACACGUGAGUUUGUCAAAUGGUUGAAAAGCGGGAAAGUUCCAGGUCCGCAAGGAAUAAAUAUAUGUAUCGCCGAUUUUAUUGAGAAACAUGACUUUAUACAGACAGUGGUAGGGCUAAAUCAGACCAUUACGGAAAUACCGACAACAUUUUGAAAAAUUGUUUAUUCAAAGUGCAAUAUAAAUCAUUUCCUUGUUGUGUAUUCAUGUUAACGUUAGAAUUAAGACCGCGGACACAUAAAGAUCACUAUCUUAUUGAAUGAAAGCUAAUAGAUAUUACUGAUUUUCUAAGCAUGGUCUUUACAUUCAAAUUUGUGCAAAACAGCAUCAGUGACCUCUAAGGACUACUAGUUUCAUAUGGAAAUGAAUCAUUUCUGUUUAUUUUAACUUGUGGAUAAAUAAGAGGAAAUAUGACUAUUUUAAGAGCAUCCAUUUAACAGUGAAGAAUUUCAGUAAUAUAUCUUGUAGCAUGUAAAUGUAGUACAAGUUACUUUAAAAGAUGAUGGACACUAACCUAAGGGAGUAAAAGCAUGAAUGGGUCAGUUGGGAAGUUAUUUGAUAAGAACUUUGAAACAGUGCUUGAACACUUGAACUGCUGAUUAAACUCGUGAGAUUAUUCCGCGGACAUAUAACCUCAUUGUGUAUUUGUAACGUUGAAACACGGUUUUUCUAUAUUAUUUCUUAAAUAAAAUAAUGCAUAAAUUCCUUUCAAGAAAUUUUACAACAUUAAGAAACGUUACCUCAGAUAUUUAAGUUUUGGCUUUUUAGCUAAAAUAAAAUUAUUUUUUGUUCUCAAUGAUGAUAAUUUGGUGUACACAAAAUUUGAUAUACCGGUAUUUAAAUGUAAAGUGUAUAUCCAAAAAUGACAAAUUACAUAAAAAUGUUAAAUUGGUGUGUGUGUGUGUGUGUGUGUGUGUGUGUGUGUGUGUGUGUGUGUGUGUUCGAGUUUAACGUCUUUUUCAACGAUUUUUCAGUCAUAUAAACGACGGUGUCUACUUGUAGCAGUGAGCACAAUGCCCAACUUUAUAGUCUGCCUCACUGGAAUAUCACGCCGUAGAUACAUGACACGAUACCUAGUCUGUGUUCAGACCUUAUGUUUUGUUCGCAGGAGAUAACUCCUGAGGCAAUACAAAUUUCGUAUCAUUAUGUCCCUUUUAUUCUCAAAACAUACGGUCUGUGCAGAUCUGGUUUGAGCAUCUCCUGAAUCCUGGAGAUUGACCUUUAUCUAAGGUCAAGCUAUUACAGCUGAAAAUAAUCAUGUUACAUGACCUGGUGGUUCUGGGAUAUUUAUUGCCAUUCACACAUGUUUAUAAACGACCCAUUGACCUGUAGAUUACAGUGAGCACUUUGGUAAAAAUUAUUGAACUAGAAAGAAUACCUAAUGAAUAAUUGAUAUAUAGUGGAUUAAUGCUGUUGUUUAACUUUUUAUAUAUUAUGAUUGUAUUCUGUGUUUAAAUUUAAAUGAUUUUUUUAAAAAGAUGUUGCACAGAUGAAAAUGCUUCAUAUAAUAAUUCAUGUCUUAAUUGCUAAAAUAAGGAAAUGCUGAUUGUAAUCUACAAUGGAUAAGAAUACCCGGCAAUAGGAGUUUUAAGAACAGAACUAACACCUUCCUACAAAACAAAAAUCAUGUAUAAUGUGGGAAGAAGUGAAACUGCUCCCAAGAGACAAAAAGAAACUGACAACAGUUGGCAACCAAAACAAUGAUUUAUGUGUUUUAUGAAACAACUGAAAAAUAUAUCUGCCUAUCACUGA